CUUGCGAAUUUAUAUAUUGAUAUCACGCACAUGGUUUUUUUCCGAGUUUGCGCUUUACCGCGGUAAUACGAAAUGGCGGAUUGUAGGUUCUAGUUCUUGUCGCUGUAUUUUCGUAGUAAAAUGUCCUGAUUACAUGAGUUAUUUGCACCGUAAUUACGAUUUCAAGGAGGAGAUUACAACUGAUGAUAAGAAGACUUCUAUGAUUUAUUGAUUGAAAACGAUGGAGAAGAAACGCGUAAUCGACAACAUUGUAGUAUAUAAUAGUGAAUUAUUCAUUAAAUGUAAAUGGGGUGAUUGUGGUCAAUCAUUCCCUAAUUAUACUCGUUUUCAUGUUCAUUUAAUGGGAUGUCAUAUAAAACAUUCAACGAAUAUUUGUUUAUGGAAUGAUUGUCAAAUGAACACUCUUCAAGAUUACAAGCAAUUAUUACGUCAUGCAUUGUUACAUGCAUUUUUUGAAGAUUGCAUAGUUGAUACCAAUGUACUACUUAGAUCUCAUCAUAAAAUAUGGAGUUUUGUCUGCUCUGGACCCAGUUAUCAGAAACCAGCCUAUCGUCAACGAUCAACAGACAAAUUCUUAUCAAAUCCUGUAAUUUUAGGAGAAGGUUUCUGUUGUCAAUGGAAAGAUUGUCACUACGUUACAGAUUCAGCCUACUUAUUUGUAGAUCAUGUUUAUCAACAUGAUUAUUCAAACAAGGAUAGUGAUAAUGAUGAUGGCGAUGAUGAUGAUGAUGAGGAUGAUGCUGAACGCCAUGAAGAUAGUUCUCAGUUAAUUUGUUUAUGGCAAUCAUUAGAUAAUGAUAAAAGAAAUACGUGUAACUUUGUAUGUAGUCGUCGUUCGGUACUUCGUCGUCAUGUACGUCGUCAUACUGGAUUACCAAAUUACAUUUGUUCUAGCUGCCUGACUUGUUUUACAGAGUUUGUUAAUUUCAAGGAGCAUUUUAUAUGGAGUUUACUUGGAGAUCGAGAGAAUGUGAUAAGAUAUAAUGAGCCAGGCAAUGAAGAUAACCAAUGUCCAGUUGAAUUGAAGAUUAUCAUGGAAUCGAAAUAUUUCCCAAAACAUCUUGAAGGCAGAGCUUUAUUCCGAUGUCCUACAUGUAUUAGAGCAUUUAUAACAAAAGAUUGUUGGUCUACCCAUAAAAAUGAAUGUCCAAAGGCAAAAAACAAAAUGAAGACUACUGCUAGUACUACUACUACCACUACUACUGCUACUGCUACUACUACUAUUACUACUACUACUACUACUACAGCCACUACUAAUACUACUACUGAUGAAACGAUAAAUUCAAAAGCAUCGAAAGAUAAUGCUGUUAUAAAUCCUCGAAAACGUGUUUCACAACCAUAUUAUAAAACAGUUGUCAAUACUACUGAUUACAUAUACUGUUGUCAAGUGGGUGAUUGUACCUAUAAGUCAAGUAAAUUAACUGCAUAUCGUUCUCAUUAUAGACGUUAUCAUUUAAGUAGUAAUCCUGAUGGUUUAUGGUAUUCAUGUCAUAUAUGCACAGCAUAUAAGGCUCGUAAACCUUGUACAAUAUCUCAUCAUUUAAAGACUGUACAUUCAUUUAAAGUGCCUGAUGGAUGUAGAAGAUUCACGUUCACAUUCGAUGAAUCUAGUCAAACUUAUCAGUUAAUUGGGCGACCACAAGAGAAAAUCAAGCGUUUGAGAGAAUUAGCACCGAAACAGUGUUGAUAUUUAUGCAAUAUAAAUUUGUACAGACAGUGAUUUGAUGUAAAAUAUUAUUAAUAUAUGUAUAUACCUUC
Trichobilharzia szidati is the source of this 1758-nucleotide messenger RNA. The record is from the annotation of a GenBank genome assembly. NCBI's taxonomy places the organism in Eukaryota, Metazoa, Platyhelminthes, Trematoda, Strigeidida, Schistosomatidae.